AUGCUCACUAAUCAAACUCAAAGGAACAACACUGUUGAGCUGCAGCGUGAGGGGCUCCUGGGGAUAGUAUUGUUUUCUGUUGUGACAACACUGCCCUGCUCUGUGUUUCUCUUCAUUAAUCUAACUACUUUAUACACCCUGAGAAGUAAAGACGUGUUUCGAGAGACGGCUCGCUACAUUCUUCUGUUCAACCUUCUGCUUGCAGACACACUGCAGAUGGCAAAGAGUCAGUCGCUGUUUCUUCUGUCUAUCUGUAGAGUAUCACUGUUGUAUCCAGUCUGUGCCACUGUGGGAGCUUUGUAUUCUCUUUCUCAUAGAAUCUCUUCAUUAACUCUGGUGAUUAUGUGUGUAGAGAGAUACAUAGCUGUGUGCUAUCCUCUCAGACACAAUGUCAUCGUCACCACCAGAAACACCACGUUGGUUAUUUGGGUCGUUUGGACUAUCACUUCACUAAAUGUAAUGAUUCAAACAAUUAUAAUGUUCAAGUUUUUAUCAGAAGAACAGCAGCACAUGCAGAUGACAGACUUUUGUGGCAAAGAGAGUAUGUUUACUGAUCCAGCAUCUGACCUUUACGACAAAGUCUCGACCUACUUCCUGUUUGUGCUCGGGGGUGUAACGGUCAUUUUCUGCUACACUGGCAUCAUUGUAGCAGCUCGUUCUGCUGCCACAGACAAAGAAUCAGCCAGCAAAGCCAAAAGGACUCUGCUGCUGCAUCUGCUGCAAAUGGGCCUCACAGUGUCGUCAACAAUACACAAUUCAUUGAUUACAGCCGUCUCCAAAAGUCUAGACAGAGUUCUUGCUGUGCGUCUCCAGAUUUUUCUUUAUGUUUCUGUAAGUAUUCUUCCUAAAUGUCUAAACUGCCUCAUUUACGGUCUGAGAGACAAAACAAUCAGGCCGAUCCUCAUACUCAAUCUCAGCUGUCAGUGGAGAGGCUCAGUUUCAUUCCCUGUAAUUACGAAUAAGAAAAAACAAAGAGUGCAUGUCACUUGAUGGCUGUUAUUUCUGGUUUUAUUCUGAAAUUCAUUUAACUUGGGUAAAACAAAUUUUGUAAAUGUGAGACAUAAUUUUUUUUUUCACCUGUGAUGUGUUUGUGCCUUACUUUGUACUGAACAUAAUGACUGACAGCUGAAAGACUAAAAAGCUUUUUUGUUUUUUUUUUAAUCCGGUGAUCAGAUUAAGGGAUAUGUUGCUGAUUACGUGCUGGUAAUAAUUGGACAUGGAGUCCAAUUAUUAUGUAAUUGGACUCCAUGUUUUGGCUGAUCAUCUAAAUCAGAGGAGCCAAACUAAUUUUCAUUUUGGACCACAUCAAGAUGAGGAAGGUCUUAAAGGUCAGGUUGUGGCAGAAUAUAGUUAAUACACUGAUAAACUAUAACUUUCUCUGCAUUAACGGGGUACUUCUAAAAUUAAAUACAACUGAACAUCUUUCCACAUUGGUGUAAUCUGACUCUAUACAUAAUGGAUUUGAUUUGAUGACAAUUUACAUUCUGUGGCUUCAUUAUUGCACAGUAAAAUGUAAUUUGAAUACUCCUUUAUAAGAAAUAAAUACAAGACAGUUCUUGUUAAUUAAAACACCAUGAGCUCUUAAGUUUGUCUGUUGGUUUCGGUCUUCAUAAGCUAAAAUGUUUUAUAUUAAAAAAAAUAUGAAGCUGAACAACUCAAAUACUGAAGAUCACAAAUGUGUAUCCCUACAACAUUGUCACAUUUUUACUAGUAUGAUCAAAUAAAAGGAGUCUGACAGCUAACAUUUGUUUCACCAGGAAAAUCCCAUUGACAUAAAUAAUUUCAUUUAGAAGAGAAUUCAAGACUCACAGAAGCACAGAACAAAACAUCCACAACAAAAACAAACAAAAAAAGUUCUGGACCAUCAUAAAGAAAAUAGUAAAACACUCCUCAAUUAAAACAUUUACAUUCAAAAGAGAAAUAACAUUUAGUGACAACAGCCCUUUUUAGUUAACCUUUUGUUGUACCGGUUUCUGUCUUCAUGGAAGUUGUAGCUGAGUCCAGCAACAAAAAACUUAUUUAAAGUUGAAAUUUAGAUAAUCUGUAUAAAAAAAGACAAAUUAUUA
Molecule: messenger RNA, 2066 nt
Organism: Poecilia latipinna (sailfin molly)
Lineage: Eukaryota; Metazoa; Chordata; Actinopteri; Cyprinodontiformes; Poeciliidae
Product: olfactory receptor-like protein OLF4
Exons: 1
Coding region: 1-990 (329 amino acids)
Biological process (GO): detection of chemical stimulus involved in sensory perception of smell; G protein-coupled receptor signaling pathway
Cellular component (GO): membrane
Molecular function (GO): G protein-coupled receptor activity; olfactory receptor activity; odorant binding
Source: RefSeq, a predicted model, not a curated record